This is a messenger RNA of Fomitopsis serialis, 305 nucleotides long. RefSeq lists its product as uncharacterized. NCBI's taxonomy places the organism in Eukaryota, Fungi, Basidiomycota, Agaricomycetes, Polyporales, Fomitopsidaceae. The transcript has a single exon. The record is from RefSeq and is a predicted model, not a curated record. Bases 73 to 267 code for a protein of 64 amino acids.
CCCGAUUCAUGCUUGUCUGUCUCGCCGGUUCUUGCGUUGCAACAGCCCCGACGUGAGCGGGCGUCCCUUCCGAUGACGAGUUUGCGGUUUCCGAGUCCGCCGGCUGGCCCCUUCGUGCGUGCCUAUCGAGGCCCAGACCUGCUCCGUCGCAUUCGUUCAGUCGUGACUGUUCCGGCGACUCACUUGCACAUAGAACUGUCCGUCUCGUCGCCUUUUCACGCCCGAACCGUUCCCACUCGUUCGCACCUUCCGGCACCGAGACCCUGACGUCCUCUGCACCGCUGGAUCGCUCGCCUCGAGUGUCU